AUGAAACUGAGAGACAAAAAGCUGAUAAUUUUUCGCCUCUCACGUAACGCGGAAGAUUGGGACGUCUAUAGGCAACUUAGGAAUUCUAUAAAAACAUCUUUAAGAGCAGCAGAGUCCAACUUUGUCCGGAAUCAAAUUGAGGAAUAUAAAGGUAAUUCAAGAUCUAUGUGGAAAGUGAUUAGGGGGUGUCUGCCGAGCAAAGAUUCAGAAAAACCCGUUUACCAGAAAGACAACAAAAAAUUAGCCAAUGAAUUUAAUGAAUAUUUUGCUUCUGUCGGGAUCGAGAUUGCAGCCGACAAGGUCAAGAGACUUGCGGAAGUUAACAACAUUCAGAUAGCAACUGCUUUACCACCUGCAAGACACCGAUCUUCUCUUGAUCUGUUUGAAUUUAGGGACCGGUCAUUAUUUAUGGAAAGGGGGAGGGGAAUUUUUUCUUUCCUAAUUUUUUAAAAUUGAAAGCCCCCCUUAAAAGAGCAGAAAUUUAUUGAUGACCCCCCCUACAUAUUAGAAUAAUUUUCUUUGACCCCCAUUUUCAUUUCUACUCGACAAAUGGGGAUACCCAGGCGUUAUAAUGUUAAUUAUUAAUUAAAUAAGAAUAUGGAGCUGACAAGACAUUAACGUCGACCAAAAAUAUAUAUUAGCAGAAUCGAAAAUUAUAAAUAAAAGAGGGGUAUUUUCAUAUAUAACUCUAAAAUCAGGUUUCCAUUUGGUCUGGGCGAUUGUAACCAUGUUUAACGGCAGAGAAUUAAUAUUAGAGUUUGGUGGCAGGUGCCGUUUGUGGUCCAAGGCUGUAACUAGAUUUGAUGGCACAAAGUCAAAGUAUUGCCAUAGCAGCUGCGUAGCAAUGAGAGUAACAAUCAGUAAUAUUAGCAGCAAAAGGAGAUGGCCAUGACAAUUCUGGCUAUUCUGCCAAGGCAUACCUCCGGCACCAGUCACACUGACAAGUCAGUGGAAACAAAAUAUAAUGUAUAGUGGUCUAUACAUCCUAUUUUUAGUGAGAUUAAAAAUUAUAUAAAAUAAAAUGACAUACUAGUACUACCAGAUAAAAUCCUCUAGAAUAAACAUGGGUGGGUGGGGUGGGUAGGGGAAAGGUAUCUAGACGCUAAACUUGCUGCAGCUAGGCAAAGCAUACAAUGGCAGUAUGAAUACCCACACCGAAACACUGAUCACAAGGCGCGAAACAACCCCCUUUAAUCGAUAUGACGUCACAGACCCCCAUCAGUGGAUGUGGCCUGCAUAACACAUCCACUGUUAACCUUGCUUAAAUGUAUUUAACCACAUCAAGAUAGCUGAUGUAAUAAUACAUUGUCAAUUUAUCUCUGCAAUCAGUAAAGACUGAUUUGCAUACAGCACACAGAAGACAAGAUAAAUCCUGACUAUUUCACAUCAGUGACCAUGAUUUAGUCGCAAUUACAACCAAAUAGAUACCAUGCUUAUUAAGCAAAUUCCUUCAAAUUUAAUUGCCAACCUCCCCUCAUUUUCUUGAAAAAAAUUAAUAGCCCCCCCUUCUAGUAAUUUAUUUAUACAUAUGCCCCACCCCCCUCAUUUUCCCCCUCCCCCCUUCCAUAAAUAAUGGCCGGUCCCUUAGAACAGCCACACCUGAUGAAGUUAGAACAAUUAUUUUAAAUAGUCCAUCAAACAAAGCUCCAGGUGCCGAUAAGAUAAAUAGUUUGUCAAAAAUAUGCGACAAAGUCGCACUGAAUCAGUAUUCAGAACAUCUAACAAACCACAGAUUAUUAACGGAGCAUCAAAGUGGUAACCGGAAAAAACGUUCUACCCAAACACUUAACAUUGCAGUGACAGACAUGUUGUUGGAAGCUAUGGAUAAUGAACAGUUAUCUAUAGUUAUAUUGUUGGAUAUGUCGAAAACCUUCGAUAGUGUUGAUCACAACAUGCUUCUUCAAAGAAUUCUAAACCUAGGCGUAUCUUCUGCCGUGCAUAAGUGA
This is a messenger RNA of Paramuricea clavata, 1946 nucleotides long. The record is from the annotation of a GenBank genome assembly. NCBI's taxonomy places the organism in Eukaryota, Metazoa, Cnidaria, Anthozoa, Malacalcyonacea, Plexauridae.